UGACUAUUCCUCAUUGUCUAUGUCACCAACAGUGUCCAAUCAGGAUAGGAGCAGUGACAGGGAUCUGGAAGAUAUAAUACCAGACACACCAGAAUCCACACUGAGACUUAAUACAGGAAGAAAUUUAUUCGAUUACAUCCUGGAAAUACAACAAUCAGUUAAAGAAUUACACCAAAAAAUUGACAAGGAAAAAAAGUUCCGCAUUGAGGGUGCAGUUCAACAAGAGUUGAAUGUAAUUGCCAAGGCGGCGUUUGGUACAGACAUUUUCAAUGUGUCAGACUGUUUCAUUGACGAAAUAAAGCAGCUGAUCCAAUUGGAAAUGAACAGAACCCCUACUGCACUUGAAGUUAGAAUGGCCAAACAGCAUAUAAGAAAGAAGUUUAGUAUGGAGUAUAGACCUGCUAUGUACAGAACUCUAAAGAAAAAUAUGGAAAUGGGAAGGGAGCAAAUAACCAGAAAAUUAUUCAAAAGCUUUGCAAGUACCUUGCACCAAACCACUGUAAAUACAGUAGGAUAUAGAAAAAAAGUAGUAUUGAUAAUGAGAAUUGUACAAAGAAGGGGUAGCAUUGUCCCAGGUACCUUCUGGACCAGAGUCAGAAAUCUAUAUGACUCAAUAGAAGAAAAGAUACCAGCCAGAAAACUGGCUAUUUAUGAGGCGUUUCAAAGGAAAGAUGACAGGGGGGGGAGGGAACAAUAAAGUUUACCAUGAUCAAAACAAAAUUGAGUGUUCCUCUAUUUGUUUUAUUAAUUAAUUUCACAAUUGUAUCAUAUUAAUUAAGUUUCUUCUGAA
Molecule: messenger RNA, 790 nt
Organism: Mytilus trossulus (common blue mussel)
Lineage: Eukaryota; Metazoa; Mollusca; Bivalvia; Mytilida; Mytilidae
Exons: 6
Coding region: 20-697 (225 amino acids)
Source: RefSeq, a predicted model, not a curated record